This is a messenger RNA of Hevea brasiliensis (rubber tree), 2008 nucleotides long. Its product is annotated as pectin acetylesterase 9. The coding region runs from base 455 to 1654 and encodes 399 amino acids. The transcript is spliced from 13 exons. Gene Ontology annotation, molecular function: hydrolase activity. NCBI's taxonomy places the organism in Eukaryota, Viridiplantae, Streptophyta, Magnoliopsida, Malpighiales, Euphorbiaceae. The record is from RefSeq and is a predicted model, not a curated record.
UUAAAUUCUUUUUAGUCACUUUUAUUUACUAUAUAUAUACUUGCUCUCUCGCUUUAAUCUGUCUCCGUUGCCAUUUGAUUCCGUUUCCAGAUUUGACUGAAAUUAGCUACUUGUUUAACUCUGCUUCCUUUUUGAAAGGUUAGUUUUAUUUUUCCUGCUUUGGGUUAUCCUUCCAGCUGAAGGAGACUUCUGCUGAUAUAUGGUUUUGAUUAUGGCUAAAAUGCAUUCAAUGACACAUCACGGAUAGUUGCAUACUCUGGCGGUUUCCAUAAACAUCCUUUCCAAUCGACGUUGAUUUCUCAGCGCGCUUAGCCGUGUUGUUAUUUUCAACUCCGUGUAAAUAUGGUAUGGGGAUCUUAAUCGAUCUGCUUGGGCAAUUUCUCUUCCAUAUUCAUUCAUUGUAUUCUAUUUCUUCGUCUCCGACUUUUCAAAUGAGAGCAAUAUAGCUGCGAAGAUGAAUAUUAUAGCAGUAGCGGUAUUGCUGAUUUUGCUAAACUGUCGGUCGUUGUGCAUUUGCACGGCGCAGCGGCUUCUGGUGAACAUGACUGUGGUUCGCAAUGCUCCGGCUAUCGGAGCCUUUUGCUUGGAUGGAAGUUUGCCCGCUUAUCAUCUGCACAGAGGAUUCGGUGUUGGAGCACGCAACUGGAUUUUGCAGUUUGAGGGAGGUGGAUGGUGUAAUGAUUUGCAAUCAUGCUCGGAGAGAGCCAAAACACGCCGUGGAUCUACACGCUACAUGAACAAGCAGGAGGUCUUCUCCGGAAUCCUAAGCAACAAUGCCUCUCUAAAUCCAGACUUUUACAAUUGGAACCGAGUAAAGCUUAGAUAUUGUGAUGGAGCCUCAUUUGGUGGAGAUGCCAAGUUUGACAACGGGACGUCAGUCCUUUAUUUCAGAGGGCAAAAGAUUUGGGAAGCAAUUAUUCUUGACCUUCUCCCUAAAGGGAUGGGGCAGGCACGUAAGGCUUUGCUUUCAGGUUGCUCUGCUGGGGGUUUAUCAGCCUUUAUCCAUUGCGACAACUUUGCUAAGAUAUUACCAAAUGCCAGUGUGAAGUGCUUGAGUGAUGCAGGAUUUUUUCUUGAUGAAAAAGACGUCAGUUUGAACCACACUAUGAGGUCCUUCUAUGCAAAUCUUGUUACUCUGCAGGGAGUUGAAAAGAAUCUCAACAAAAACUGCACCAAUUUCUUCAGCAAUAAUCCAAAACUGUGCAUCUUUCCACAGUAUGUAUUGAGGUUCAUUACAACACCAUUCUUCAUCUUGAAUGCAGCUUAUGAUGUGUACCAAUUCAACCAUAUAUUGGUGCCUCCUUCUGCUGACUUGCUUGGACAAUGGAAGAGUUGUAAGCUUAAUACAGCAGAAUGUAAUGCAAAACAGAUAAACAUAUUGCAAGGAUUCAGGGGAGAUAUGCUGGUAGCCUUGAGAUUUUUCUUCAAAAAUUCCAGUCAGGGAGGAAUGUUUAUAAAUUCAUGCUUUGCUCAUUGCCAAAGUGAGUCACAGGACACAUGGUUUGCAGUUGACUCCCCUAGGAUACACAACAAGACUAUUGCAAAAGCAGUUGGUGAUUGGUAUUUUAAUAGAGAUGUAACCAAACAGAUUGAUUGUCCGUAUCCUUGUGACGCUACCUGCCAUAACCUCAUACCAACAGCUCUGGUCCCAUAGAUGGUUUCAAAAUAUACACGGAGAAAAGAUUUAUUCUUGCAAGUUUUCCUCUUUCUUCGAGUAUUGAAGAUAGUGGAGUAUACAGAAAUGGGAAAGAGUAUAGGAAGAGAUACUAAAAGGAAGUGAAGAUAGCGAUUCAUGGAUAUUUAAGGAAAUUUUAUAGCAGAAGAAAUCGUAAAUGAAUCGAAAAGUACAGAUUCAGAGUUUUACAAGUUUAGCAGGAGGCUUAAAAGCAAAGAAGAAAAGUUGAAUUGUUCUAUUAGCCUGAACAAUCAAGGAGUAAACAUGUUCGCAUUCAUAAUUGUUGAAUGAAAUUGAUUCUGGUUUAUAAAUGAUGAGAUAUUGAAAGGGCCA